AUGGAUUUAUACCACUACCUAUUUAAAUUCAUUAUAGUGGGAGAUGCUAGUGUAGGAAAGUCUUGCAUACUUCUUAGAUAUACUGAGAAAUAGUUUAGAGAUGAACAUGACACGACAAUAGGAGUGGAAUUUGGAUCAUAAGUCCUAAAGAAGAAUGACAAAACAUUGAAAAUACAAAUCUGGGAUACUGCUGGUUAAGAAUCCUUUAAAUCAAUAACAAGAUCAUAUUAUAAAGGUUCCAUUGGAGUGCUCUUGGUCUUUGAUAUUACCAAUCCAGAUUCUUUUCAUAAUGUCUAAAAGUGGUAUAACGAUGUAAAUGAACAGGCAGCGUCCAAUUGCACAAUUGUAUUGGUUGGCAAUAAAACAGAUCUUGAAUCAUAACGUAUGAUUACAACAAACGAGGGAAAGGCCUUGGCAGAUUAAUAUAAGAUGUAAUAUAUUGAAACUUCUGCUAAAACCAAUUAAAAUAUUGAUUUGCUCUUUGAAACCACAGCUUAGUAAAUCUUAGAUAAAAUUGAUAAGCAUUUAAUUGAUUUUGCAAAUGAAGAUAGUGGCAUUAAAUUGGGAACAUUUUAUAAACAAGCCAAACAAGGGGGUAAGGACAAGGACGAUGAUUGUAAGUGUUGA
Messenger RNA from Paramecium tetraurelia, 627 nucleotides. RefSeq lists its product as uncharacterized. Lineage: Eukaryota; Ciliophora; Oligohymenophorea; Peniculida; Parameciidae. Gene Ontology annotation, cellular component: Golgi apparatus. Gene Ontology annotation, molecular function: GTPase activity; GTP binding. The transcript has 4 exons. The record is from RefSeq and is a predicted model, not a curated record.